CUCCCAGGAGCCACUCCCAUGGGCUGCUCUCCAGUGCUGGGCCUGGAAGCACUAGGAACGCUAGGGAUGGGGCAGACCCCCAGAACUCAGGGACGGCAGUGGGUCAGGGAGCUCAUCUGGUCCCACCACCUCGCUUGACACUUGGUGAAACCCAAGCCCUUAGAGCAGGAGCUGGCUAGAGACUAGGCCCUCCCAGAACUGCUAACGUAGGACACUUUCUGUCAUUGGACCCCAGGAGGGGGCUUGGGUGGGGGAUAAUGAAGAGUGGCUUGGCCAGGUGAGGAGGAGGCAGGACAGACACAGGCCACCGGGGUGUGCCCACGUGCCAGCACUGGAGAAGAUUAGGAGCGAGUGGUCCAGCAGGCACAGGGCCCGGCUGGUGUGGGUCAGGGUGCCCAUCACUGACCCGUGAGAACCCGACUGUCCCUUCCACCUCUGGCACUGCACCCUCCCAGCCGGCCCCGCCCUACCACCCCAGGGGGCACCCCUCCCCACCGUGGCCUGGUCCAGCCCCUCCCGCCCUUUGCUCCAGUUCCCGGGCUUGGCACCUAUAGUGGGGGUGCUGCCCGCCUGCCAGGCUCCGGGGCCGGGCCCACGGGAGGGUGGGGCGGCUGGGAAGCUGGCACGCUGCCACGGGGGAGCCUCUCUCGGCAGGCGCCCGGGUGCCGCGGGGGGGAGGGGGGAACAAAGGGCUCAUUCUCCCCCUGCGCAGCCGGUGGCAUCGCCGGGGCGUUGGCGGAAGCCCCCGGGGCCCGGGAGGGGGCAGGCCCAGGCGGGGCCGCCGAAUCACGGACUCCUGUUUCCCGCAGGGUGCUGGAGGAGGAAACCGGCGGAGCAGCUUCCCCACUCCUCAGUUGCGCGUCUGGCGAUGGCGAUCAGAGGUCCUGCUGCGCUCUCUGCCGCGCUCUUUGCCGAGCUCUCCCUCCAUUAGCCGCGCUGCGCUGUGCUGCGCCCUCGCUGGUGCCUCUCUCCUGGGUCUUGGGAUCGGGCCUCCCUCCCAGGCGCGACCCCCUUCCCCUGCCCCUCGGCCUUUCCCCCAACUCUGCCAUCUCCGAUCCGGGGCGCGCGUUCCCCCCGGCCCGGCUCCCUCUCUCCCUCAGGGGGCACCCGCUCCCUAGCCCCGGCCCGGCACUCCCCGCGGCGCAGCACGGAGUCUCGGCGUCCCAUGGCGCAACCCACGGCCUCGGCCCAGAAGCUGGUGCGGCCGAUCCGCGCCGUGUGCCGCAUCCUGCAGAUCCCGGAGUCCGAUCCCUCCAACCUGCGUUCCUAGAGUACCCCCGCCGACCCGGGGGAAAGAGAGAGCUGAGCGGAGAAAGCGGGGGAACGCGCCUUCGCCAGCCGGCCGGUAGGUCCCGGAGCCGGCCCAUGGGGAGCCAGCGCCCGGCGCCGGCCAGGACGCCUGUCACCGCCCUCGCUGCGCCCGGCCGGUGAAGCCCAGGGACCCCUCUGGGAGAGCCCCAUGAGGGCAGGAGAGUGAUGGAGAGUACACCCAGCUUCCUGAAGGACACUCCAGCUUGGCAGAAGACAGCCUCUGAGAAUGGCACCGUGGGACAGGAGCUGGGUACUCUGCCACAGGAUGGCCUGCGCCGUGGGGCGCUGUGCCCGGAAGAGCCUGUUCCCUUCUGGAGGGGUGUCCUGAGCACUCCAGACUCCUGGCUUCCUCCUGGUUUUCCUCAGGGUCCCAAGGACGCACCCCCACUGGUGGAGGGCAAGGGCCCUCAAAACGGGGAGAGGAAGGCCAGCUGGCUGGGCAGCAAGGAGGGGCUGUGUUGGAAGGAAGCGAUGCUUGCCCAUCCACUGGCUUUCUGUGGGCCAGCAUGCCCACCUCGCUAUGGCCCCCUGAUUCCUGAGCAUAGUGGUGGCCAUCCCAAGAGUGACCCUGGAGCCUUCCGGCCCUUGCACUGCCCCUUCCUUUUGGAGACCAAGAUCCUGGAGCGAACUCCUUUCUGGGUGCCCACCUGCUUACCACCUUACCUAGUGUCUGGUCUGCCCCCAGAGCAUCCAUGUGACUGGCCCCUGGCCCCAUACCCUUGGGUGUACUCAGAGGGCCAGCCCAAAGUGCCCUCUGCCUUCAGCCUACGCAGCAAGGGCGUUUACCACAAGGAUCCGAGCAUUCUCAGGCUGGCAAAGGAGCCAUUGGCAUCUGCAGAAGCUGGGUUGUUGGGUUUAGCCUCUGGUGGGCACCUCCAGAGAGCCGGGGAGGUAGAACGCACUUUGCUCCAUCAGAGAGAUGGAGAGAGAGGAGCUAGCAAGUAUCGGAAUCUCUGCCCAGUUUUCCUGGGGCAUCCAGACACUGCUCCCCAGACUCCCUGGCCCGCAUGUCCCCCAGGCCUGGUUCACACUUUUGGAAACAUCUGGGCUGUACCAGGGAGUGGGAACCAGCUGGAACCAACAGCCACAUCAAGGUGCCCCUCUCCUGGGCCUCCUACCACUCAGGUGGGCUGUUGCUCAUCUCACCCACCUGAGAGAGAUGGGAGUCUUGGCCCUUGUGGGAAGUGCCAAGAGGGCCUAGAGGGGAGCACCAGUGGGACAAAUGAAUCCAGUGAUGAAGUGAACAAACCCCCUGGUCCCAGGGCCUGCCUGCCCAGCCACCAUACCAAGCUGAAGAAGACAUGGCUCACACGACACUCUGAGCAGUUUGGGUGCCCAGGUGGCUGCCCUGGGGACGAGGAGAGCCCAGCUGGCCAGCUCCGGGCCCUCAAGAGGGCAGGCAGCCCUGAGGUCCAGGGAGCAGUGGGCAGCCCAGUCCCCAAGCGCCCACCUGACCCUUUCCCAGGCAGCUCGGGGCAGGGGGCCAGAGGUUGGCAGGAGGUGCUGAACUCAUCAGUAGGGAACAAGGUGGAGGCAGAACAGCAUGAUGACCAGAGAGGACCCCGAGAUGGCAGGGCCAGCCUCCAGGACAAGGGGCUUCAGGAUGUACCUUGCCCAGCCCACCCGGCAGGCAUCUCUCAAUGCCAAGGCUGUGCUCAGGCAGCUGGAGAGGUGGGAGGGCUGGCCUGCCACUCCCAGCACACACAGAGAUUGCCUCUGGGAGGGGAGCAGCAGCCAGAGGAGGACUCAGCAGCCAGCUCCAAGGAGGAAGCAGGGUCUGGCCUGGAGGCCCAGCUCAGGAUGGGCCUCGCCAAGCACCUGCUAAGUGGUUUGGGGGACCGACUGUGCCGCCUCCUGCGGAGGGAGCGGGAGGCCCUGGCCUGGGCACAACGGGAAGGCCAGGGGGCAGCCACUACAGAGGAUGACCCAGGUAUUCUGCGCAGCUGCAGCCGUUGCCAACAUGGACUCUUCAACACCCACUGGAGAUGCCCCCACUGCAGCCGUCGGCUGUGUGUUGCCUGUGGUCGCAUGGUGGGCGCUGGGAGGGGCAGGGAGAAAGCAGGCUCUCAGGAGCAGUCCACAGAGGGGUGUGCCCAGGAGGCUGGGCACAGUGCCUGCUCCUUGAUGCUGACCCAGUUUGUCUCUAGCCAGGCUUUGGCAGAACUGAGCACUGCGAUGCACCAGGUCUGGGUCAAGUUUGACAUUCGGGGGCACUGCACCUGCCAAGCUGAUGCCCGGGUGUGGGCCCCUGGAGAUGGGGUCCAGCAGAAGGAGCCAACAGAGAAAACUCCCCCAACUCCACAACCUGCCUGUAAUGGGGAUACCAACAGGACCAAGGACAUCAAAGAGGAGAUCCCAGACUCCACAGAGACCCUGGCAGAGGACCGUGCAGGCCGAGGGCCCCUGCCUUGUCCCUCUCUCUGCGAACUGCUGGCCUCCACUGCUGUCAAACUCUGCUUGGGUCAUGAUCGGAUACACAUGGCCUUUGCCCCUGUCACUCCGGCCCUGCCCAGUGAUGACCGUAUCACCAACAUCCUGGACAGCAUCAUUGCACAAGUAGUGGAGAGGAAGAUCCAGGAGAAAGCCCUGGGGCCAGGGCUGCGGGCUGGGCCAGGCCUGCGCAAGGGCCUGGGCCUGCCCCUCUCGCCAGUACGGCCCAGGCUGCCUCCCUCUGGGGCUUUGCUGUGGCUUCAGGAGCCCAGGCCUCGGCGCGGCUUCUACCUCUUCCAGGAGCACUGGAGGCAGGGCCAGCCCGUGUUGGUGUCAGGGAUUCAGAGGACAUUGCAAGGCAACCUUUGGGGAAUGGAAGCUCUUGGGGCACUUGGAGGACAAGUGCAGGCGCUGACACCCCUCGGAUCUCCCCAGCCCACAAGCCUGGGCAGCACAACAUUCUGGGAGGGAUUCUUCCGGCCUGAGAUUCGCCCAAAGUCAGAUGAGGGAUCUAUCCUCCUGUUACACAGAGCUCUGGGGGAGGAGGACGCCAGCAGGGUGGAGAACCUGGCUGCCAGCCUGCCACUCCCAGAGUACUGUGCCCGCCAUGGGAAACUCAACCUGGCUUCCUACCUCCCGCCGGGCCCUGCCCUGCGUCCACUGGAGCCCCAGAUCUGGGCAGCCUAUGGUGUGAGCCCAGACCGUGGACAUCUGGGGACCAAGAACCUAUCUGUGGAGGUGACUGACCUGGUCAGUAUCCUGGUACAUGCUGAAGCACCACUGCCGGCCUGGCACCGGGCACAGAAAGACUUCCUCUCAGGCCUGGAUGGGGAGGGGCUCUGGUCUCCAGGCAGCCAGGUCAGCAUCGUGUGGCACGUGUUCCGAGCACAGGACACCCAACGCAUCCGCCGCUUUCUCCAGAUGGUGUGCCCUACUGGGGCAGGCACCCUGGAACCCGGCAUCCCGGGCAGCUGCUACCUGGAUGCAGGGCUGCGGCGGCGCCUGCGGGAGGAGUGGGGUGUGAGCUGCUGGACCCUGCUGCAGGCCCCUGGAGAGGCAGUGCUUGUGCCUGCAGGGGCUCCCCACCAGGUGCAGGGCCUGGUCAGUGCAAUCAGUGUCACUCAGCACUUCCUGUCCCCUGAGACGUCGGCUCUCUCUGCUCAGCUGUGCCACCAGGGACCCAGCCUGUCCCCUGACCACCGCCUGCUUUAUGCCCAGAUGGACUGGGCCGUGUUCCAAGCAGUGAAGGUGGCUGUGGGAACAUUACAAGAGGCUAAAUAGGGGGAUCCCAGGUGUCUGGGGACAGGGGUGAGGAACAGGUAGACCAGGUGCUCAGCCAGGCACAGCUUCAGCAGAGAGAGAUGCUCGGGGAUUUGGAGACUUUUGGUCA
This is a messenger RNA of Trichechus manatus latirostris (Florida manatee), 5131 nucleotides long. RefSeq names its product HR lysine demethylase and nuclear receptor corepressor (gene HR). Bases 1477 to 5022 code for a protein of 1181 amino acids. Gene Ontology annotation, molecular function: transcription coregulator activity; histone H3K9 demethylase activity; chromatin DNA binding. Gene Ontology annotation, cellular component: histone deacetylase complex; chromatin. The transcript is spliced from 19 exons. Gene Ontology annotation, biological process: regulation of transcription by RNA polymerase II. The record is from RefSeq and is a predicted model, not a curated record. Lineage: Eukaryota; Metazoa; Chordata; Mammalia; Sirenia; Trichechidae.